AUGAAGUUCCCCUUGUCAACGUGUCCAUUCCAGCCCCUCGAGCUCUCGGAGCGCGAGAAAAGUGCGCUCAAGUCGCUGUCGGAUGACGUCCUGGUUGAAACCAUGAUCGAGUAUGAAAACAUGCUCCUGUACGAAAACGGCGUCGUGGAUACCGAACGGUGGAAGCCGAUGAAGCGGAAGGAGAACCUCACGGCUUACCAGGAUCGCUGUGCCCUAGCAGUCUCGAUCAAAGCUUCGACCAGCAUUACCAAGCCCAUGUCCGUCGAGAGUUCGGACAACCCGGGCUCGCCUUUCCAUUCGGCGUUCAGUGCGUCGUCAACCAAAGGUCUCGCAGAGAGGGUGUUGUGGCACGGCACGAUCAAUUGCGACUUGGAUGACCUCAUGCUCGGAGUGACGAACCAGAGUGCCGACAUGUGGAAGAUCAAGUCAUCCUACAUCGAGGAUAACGGGUUGGACUACUUCCUCCUCUCGUCGAUCACCGAGCGCACGGUUGACAAGCCGUUUGACGGUCUGCAGGUCAAGUGGACCGUCAACGACAUGGGGCCAGUCAUGGCCAAGUCGCUCAUGCGACCUCGCGACUUUGUGUUCCUGGAAAGCACGGGGAUCACGCACUCACCUGCAACAGGUGAGCGAAUGGGGUACUACAUCUGUCAGUCUGUGGAGUUCCCGGGGGCUCGAGAGCUACCGGAACACAAGCUCGUGCGUGGCAAGAUGGAGCUGUACCACAUCUUUCGACUCAAGAGCAAAGGCGUCGUUGAAGUCUACGUGCGUGCACGGUACGACCUGCGAGGGGAUCUGCCGUGCACGAGUGUGUCGCUCUUCUCGGCUGAAGCCAUGUCGGCGCUUUCGCUCACGGCAUCUUUCGCCGAGAGACGGAAGGUCAUGUGGCUGCUCUACAGGCUGGAAGCGGGCGAGAGUGACGAACCGCCUUUUGAUCUAUGCAGUGUCUGCAUGAAGGACUUGAGCAAGAGCUUGCUACCAUUUAUGAACAAGGCGUGCCGGAUCUGCUCCGGUCGGAUCUGUUCGCGAUGUCGGAUCCCGAAAAAGCUGAGCUUCCUCAGUCGACGGACUCGAGGGGUUGUCAAGAAGACUAUCGACAUUUGCACGCGCUGUGUGCACACUUGUGCUCACACGAGUGCAGUGACGGUGGCUCAGGGGGAGCUAUUGCUGGAGAACCCGACGUCGAUCCUGUAUGAAUCCGCGGCGACUCAGAACGUGUCGUAUAUAUCGUUGUUGUCGGAGGGGUAG
Peronospora matthiolae is the source of this 1248-nucleotide messenger RNA. NCBI's taxonomy places the organism in Eukaryota, Oomycota, Peronosporomycetes, Peronosporales, Peronosporaceae. The record is from the annotation of a GenBank genome assembly.